Conger conger (European conger) is the source of this 946-nucleotide messenger RNA. It is a transcript of the gene cfap299, whose product is annotated as cilia and flagella associated protein 299. The transcript is spliced from 6 exons. Bases 20 to 718 code for a protein of 232 amino acids. Lineage: Eukaryota; Metazoa; Chordata; Actinopteri; Anguilliformes; Congridae. The record is from RefSeq and is a predicted model, not a curated record.
CGGAGUCAUACACAACAACAUGGAGGAAGACAAAACAUCCGCUGUUCUGGACAGCAGUGUGUCCAAAUUUCUGAGUUAUGAGGAUUACCUUAGUUCUAAGCUCACCGCGUUGGAUUUACAUUAUCUGGAGGACGAGGAGAUGGCCCGCCAGCUGCUGGAGCUGGGAUCCAUCGGCGGUGGAGAGGUCCUGAAGAAGAAGGAGUUUGAGAGACGCAAAGCUGCUGCAGAGGCCCGCCGGCACUCCAAGGCCCAGCAGAAGACACUGGCGAGUGCAGGAAAGGAACUCAACGAUAACUUCCUGAAAGCCCUGGCGGAGCGCGAGGAGCCUCACCGCAGUGGGAAAAUGGCCUCUAUCUUUUUCAUACGGGACAGAAAUGCUCGUGGACAGGAAAUAUCUGGGUAUAUAGACUACUCCCACAGACUGCAGACCGAGGAUUUUGAACCAUAUUUCAGUGGAAAGAAAAAGUUUUUGCCAAAGUCAACCGAUUUAAGCUUCUUAAACUGGGAGACAGAACACCUGUGUUCUAGGGACAGCCCAAACUACCACGUGAUCGACGACAAUCCAAGCGGCAUGGUCUUCAAGAACAAAAUGGACAGGAAGAUUGUGGACGUGAAUCCAAAGGGCCCAACUGGUGAUAGUUCUUCCUGCACUCCCAUCAAGACGGACCUCUACAUGCAGGUGGUCAUCUUCGACCACAUUAACCGCAGGAGAAACUAAGCCAAGGUGUACUCUGCAGAGGGUCAAUCAGAGAGCGAGUGGAUCCGGGCCGGAUCUGAACCGAUUCUGACCCGAAGUCAACCUGAACCAGUGCAGAUCUGAGCCGAUUCUGACCCGAAGUCAAUCUGAACCAGUGCAGAUCUGAGCCGAUUGUGACCCGAAGUCAAUCUGAACCAGUGCAGAUCUGAGCCGAUUCUGACCCGAAGUCAGACAAAAUCAGUGCAGAUC